ACACAUACAUAUACCUUUUUCACUGAAUAAAUUAUAUUUCGAAUUCGAAUUCGAAUUCAAACAACGUCCUGUUAAAUCAUCGGCCGGCAAACCUAACAUCAUCAUCACCAAAAAUGGCGAAAGCAGGAGGCGCCCAAAAUCUCCCUGCAGAUGUAUCUCAAUUAAUCGAUCAACUUGAGCGUCACUGCUUAGCUCCUGACGGAUCUCUCGUCACUAAAUCUGUCCACAACGAUCUCCAACUCGCGCGGGAGGAAAUGUGCAGAGAACGAUUACGUUAUUUGGAAGCCAUGGCUAUAUACUGUGAAGCAAUUGGCAUGGUUGAAGAUUAUCAACAGGCUGUUUCGGUGGCUAAUAUCGGAGGAAUUCGAGACACGCAGGGUCUACACUCCAAUCUUGGCCUCAAGAAUUCUCCUCAGGUAUAUGAAGCACUUGAGCAUCGGUUAGUUGUUGCAGAAGCUGCUCAAAGAUUAAGACUUCCUCUAAUUUCGAAAGACGGCGAGGUUCGUGAGGAAGAAGUAGAAAAAAUGAGUGUAUUAUCAAGAAGCUCACUUGAUAGUACAAGUACCAGCAUCACAAGCUAUAAUGCUUCUGAUGCUGGAGAUGCUGCAGUUGGUGGCGUUCCUGAUCGGUUUCUUGGAAUAACACCUGCUUAUUUAUGGCAAACUCAGGGUCAACAUGCGCCAUUGGCUAUGGAUGUGGCUGAAUACCAAAUGCCACUUCUUCGUGAGAUCGAGUUUCGAUUAAAGUCUAAAUGUGACAAGUUAGCUGAUGCUUUUAUAGAUGACUUGGACAAAUCAACUGGUGGUCAAAAUUCUAGUGCCCGGCUUCCAGAAAGGGUAAAGUUGAUUAUUGAGGAGAUUGAAAGAGAAGAAGGCGCUUUACGUGAAGAUUUAUAUUCCGCUGACAGAAAGUUUGCCGAAUAUUAUAAUGUGUUGGAGCAGAUACUUGGUGUGCUUAUCAAACUCGUAAAAGAUUUGAAGUUGCAGCAUCAACAUAAAUAUGAUGAACUGCAAAAAACUUGGUUAUGCAAAAGGUGUGAAACCAUGAGUGCCAAAUUAAGAGCAUUGGAGCAUAUUCUUCUGCUCGAAACUUACACACCUGAAUCAGUUCCCGCACUGCAUAAGAUAAGGAAAUAUCUAGUUGAAGCUACAGAAGAAGCUUCACUUGCAUACAACAAAGCAGUUACACGACUUCGCGAAUAUCAAGGGGUUGACCCGCACUUUGACACAAUUGCAAGGCAAUAUCAGGAUAUGGUGAAGAAACUUGAGAAUAUGCAGUGGACGAUUCACCAAGUCGAAAUGGACCUCAACCGUUUACCAAACUCUUGAUAUAAUCGAAAAUGAAGAGACAUCUUGCGGGCGUUAAAGGUGAUGUGAUAUAGAACCUUGUAAAAAACUACUGGCGGACGUUCGUUUUACUAUGCAAGGAUUCCGAAAGAAAGUGAAGUUAAAGUGACAGGUGAGUAUAGUGACAUUGGAUCUAGCGUUGUCUUAGAUGGCAACGAAGAAGCUGAGGUAAUAAAUGAACAAACACAAAAGGAAAGAGGAAAGCUAAAUCGAAUUUGCAUCUUUUCUUUUCAAAAGCUAUAAACAAUCCUUCUCAACCUACUGUUAUAAAAUCUAUGCAAAGUAAAGAAAAGUUACAUGAUGUUCACUUGGUUAUUGAUAUGUGGUUCUAUGAUGCAUGUACACCUAUGAAUGCUUGUAAUUCUCCUUAUUUUCCACUUGUAGUAGACUAGUAGAUAAAAUAACAUCUAUAUGUUCUGGUUACAAAGCACCUAAGUAUCCUAUGUUAUAAGGAUCAGUUUUAGUUAGGUUAUUAAUAGAUUCAUAUAGAAGUGACUGGGUUGAAAGUGGUUUCACGAUUAUGAGUGAUGGUUGGAGGGAUAUUAGGCACCGUCAUUUGAUUAAUUUCUUUGUUUAUUGUGACAAAGGGAUACCGUUGCUUAAAUCUGUAGAUGCAUUUGAUAUAAAGAGCAAUUAUGUGAAUUUGUUUGCUGAUGUUGCUGAAAUGGGUAGGGUUAAGAAUGCAGUUCAAAUAGUUACUACAAUGCAACUAAUUACAAGCUUGCUGGUAAAAUGUCACGUGAUAGAUGUCUUACAGUUACUUUGGACUCAUUGUCUUAAUCUUGUGUUAAAGGUUGUUUUAGAGUUAGAUAAUGUUGUAAAUUUGGUUAAACUUGCACCUAAGGUUACUGUUUUCAUUUAUAAUCGAUGCCCUUGAAUUGGUUAAGAAAAAGAGAGGGUUUAAAAUAUUUCAUUCGUCAAGGCCUGACCCUUUUUUGUACGACUUUUGUUACAUUAAAAAGUUUGGGCGAUCAUAAUAAUGACUUGCAAAAGAUGUUGAAACUGUGGAAUGCAGCUGAAUGUAGAGAAAUUGUGAUGAACGAAACUUUUUGGAAAAUUUGUUUGAUUACUAUGGCAAUGAUAGAAACUGAAAUUUUUAUUAGGGCUGUAAACGAACCGAACGAACACGAACAAGGCCUUGUUCAUGUUCGUUCGUUAAGGAAAUAAAUGUGUUCAGGAACAGUUCAUGAACACUUACCGAACGGGAUUUUAUGUUCGUGUUCGUUCAUUAAGGAAAUGAGCUGUGUUCGCGAACGGUUCAUGAACACAAAUGAACACACAUAAAUUUGGCGAACGCGACGAAGGAUAAAGAUAGAUGGCCCAGAGAGUAGCACUCGAACUUGAAUCCCUUAUUGUGGAACGGAGGUCGAUUGUAUCCGUGGAUGUAAAUAAUAAGAAAUGAAACGGAAAUGAUGCAUAAACAAGGUGAAAG
Helianthus annuus (common sunflower) is the source of this 2778-nucleotide messenger RNA. Its product is annotated as AUGMIN subunit 4. Gene Ontology annotation, biological process: spindle assembly. Gene Ontology annotation, cellular component: HAUS complex. The record is from RefSeq and is a predicted model, not a curated record. Lineage: Eukaryota; Viridiplantae; Streptophyta; Magnoliopsida; Asterales; Asteraceae. The coding region runs from base 114 to 1328 and encodes 404 amino acids. Gene Ontology annotation, molecular function: microtubule minus-end binding. The transcript has 14 exons.